Messenger RNA from Phascolarctos cinereus (koala), 1971 nucleotides. It is a transcript of the gene GABARAPL1, whose product is annotated as GABA type A receptor associated protein like 1. Lineage: Eukaryota; Metazoa; Chordata; Mammalia; Diprotodontia; Phascolarctidae. The record is from RefSeq and is a predicted model, not a curated record.
GUGACGUCACAAUACCAGGCUAGCUACUGUGUUGCUUGUGUGUUCCCGGCUCUCCCAAGAACCCUGCAGGAUUUCCCCACCCCCACGCCGGUUCUCUCUCCGCCUCCCAGCCUGGGCCACCCGGGGCCUCAGUCCUGAGUGUUCUCAGCGGGCUGGUGGAACACAGCGGGCAGGGCAGCAGUGGUUAGCACCGCCGAGGCUCUUGGAGUCUCUUACUGGACUCCGACCAGGGGAAGCCAGACUCGGAGAAUCAAUCCCCUCCGCCUGAGCCAGGCCCCCCAGGGGAGAUCGGAGACGCUGCGGAGCAUCAUGAAAUUCCAAUACAAGGAGGAUCAUCCUUUCGAGUACCGGAAAAAAGAAGGGGAGAAGAUUCGGAAGAAAUAUCCUGACAGAGUCCCUGUAAUUGUGGAGAAGGCACCUAAAGCCAGAGUCCCUGACCUGGACAAAAGGAAGUACCUGGUGCCCUCUGACCUUACAGUUGGUCAGUUCUACUUCUUAAUUCGGAAGAGGAUCCACCUUCGGCCGGAAGACGCCCUCUUCUUCUUUGUCAACAACACUAUCCCUCCUACUAGUGCUACCAUGGGCCAACUUUAUGAGGACAACCAUGAGGAAGACUAUUUUCUCUAUGUGGCCUACAGUGAUGAAAGCGUCUACGGGAAGAAGAAGGCAUUGCAGGACAGAGCUGCUGGAUUGGCUGGGGGAAGUUUUCGACAUGUAUGAUUGGGAAAUGGGGAUGGCACCCCUCCCUGCCCUCUUCCCACCCUGUGAAGUUAGCCUUUGUUGUGCUGGAUAAGAAGGGUCAGGGGAGGGGGGUGUUGGUAGGUUGUUUUCAGGUAGUCUCUGUCCAGGGAGGACUUCCCAGUUUUCUUACCCUGGGGAGUGGGAACAGUUUGAUACAUUGGUAGGAGGGGUGUGGGUGGGAGAGACAGAAGAAAAUGCUCUAUGACUACCCCAGUAUUUGACCAAACUUGUUUUUAUCAUCUCUCCUUGGCAACAUCUCUUCCAUAGUCCUACUGCAGGCUUUAUCCUCCCCCAAUAUCCCUAGGUAUCAUUCUCAAAGGGAAAUAUUACCCUAAAGUUAUAACCACUAUUGCCUGGCUUAUUGGGCUUGUAUCUCCAGACUUCACUUAAAAGACAGUACAGAAAGACAUGGAGUAUGGAGAAUAAGGGGAGAGUGUUUGCUCUUUUUUGUCUUCUGUGGAAGUGUUGGGCCAGGAGUUUGCAUCUCUCUCCCACCUGACGUUUCCUUGUCCUUCUAAAUUGAGGGCCAGGCCUGGGGACCAAAGAGGAAACUUAUUUGGCAUUAGGACCCUAAAAUAUAACUCCUUUACCCUCCUGUCUAACUUCCAUUCCACAGUCUUAUGAAAUGUCCCAGUGGUGAUAAAAUCACUAAAAGGAUGUGGCUCUGAGUUGCGUGGACUUUGGAAAGGAGGGUAGGCAGGAUAUAUCGCUAAAUUGAACUUAUGGAGAACCUCUGUCCCAGCUUCUCUCUGCAUACCUUUUAGUACAGAAUAAGAAGCCCUACCUGCCCUGGACUUGAUUAACCUUCAAACAUUCCCAACUGUAGGUGGGAACUUUCCCUAUCAUUCCUAAACCCCACAAUUCUGGGUACAGGAGAAGGUGGGGAGGGGGAUUACCUCUCUAGCAUUUUUGCUCCCAUGCACACAUAGAUGGUUGAUAAAUUCAACUCCCUUGUUCUGUAUUCAUUCAUCAAAGCUGCUGUUAGAAAGUUCUGGGUCCUGUUUUAUUUUUGUCAGUUUUGAUUAUUGUUUUCUCUUUUGGUGGGGGGAGGGGGGCAGGGAAAGAGGUGUUGAACUCAGCCAUUUAGUUCCAUCUUUGCUUGGAAAUCUGGUCCCCUGUGAUGGGGAAACACCUCUCUUUGUCAGUUGUUGUACUAGCUGCAGGUUCCUGUGUAAAUGAAGUUCUUGCUGUGGGGCAAGGAAAUAAAAUAAUUGCACACUUUAAGAUCAA